UUACAAGUAUAUAUGCGUGUGUGGUUCUUUGUGUAUCUGUGAGUGUGAAUACAAGGCAAAAAUAUCUCGGUGACUAUUUUUUACAAUACGAAAAAAUAAUUGCAUUCUCUUUUUACUGUCUUUAAUCAUGAACGUUGUCAGUGUGGCAGAAAAGAGCACAGAGCAGUUUAUACAAUUCUUUUACCCUAGCUACGAUACACAGCGUCAAAAUUUAGGAAGCUUAUAUAGAGAUGAUUCAGCUAUUUUAUGGAAUGGAAAUGCAUUUUCAGGAGCACACCAAUACUCUGAAUUCUUAGGACGCUUACCAAUGUCACAUCAUGAAGUUGAUGUAUACGAUUGUCACCCUAUCCCUGCUACAAUGAACGCUCAAGGCGCAUGUGGUAUUCUGAUCAACGUGUCUGGAACAGUCAAAUAUGGGGACAAUCCAACAAAACGCAACUUUUCAGAAUCAUUUAUUCUAAUGCCUGAUGAUAAACAAGUUGGUAACUACUACGUUCAAAGCGAUAACUUUAGAUUUGUUUAAAAUAAACUUUUUCAUUCUUGUGUAAAUAUACGAUACUCGUGAACAGAGAGAGAGAGAGAGAGAGCAGAAAGCCAC
Molecule: messenger RNA, 598 nt
Organism: Rhizopus microsporus ATCC 52813
Lineage: Eukaryota; Fungi; Mucoromycota; Mucoromycetes; Mucorales; Rhizopodaceae
Product: nuclear transport factor 2
Exons: 4
Coding region: 128-523 (131 amino acids)
Biological process (GO): protein import into nucleus
Cellular component (GO): nuclear pore central transport channel
Source: RefSeq, a predicted model, not a curated record